GGCACUACGAGUCCUUUGAAAGGUUAUAAAUGAUAAUGCAGAAAUUUACUAGCGUGUGGCAGUGUUUAUUAGUGCGAGUGUACAUGUUAAGCCCCCCCAGUAUUUCUCUCCGGAUUAAGUUGAGUUGUUUGCUGCAGUUAAAAUAGAACCAAACGGUGUAUGAGCUGUUUAGUAUUUACCACUUCGCCUUUUUCUCCUCUGCUGGUCAGACAGUUAGCUAGCUAGCAGAUAUCCUCAGCAGAGCUGGCAGCUAUGGCUGCAGUUAUUCUGAGUUUCCCAACUCUGCAGGGUCUGAGGAUAUUUACACAAAAAUUGUCAUGGACCAAAAGAGGCGUGAGGCUUGUUUCAGGAGGGGUGGGAAGAAUAGAGAAGGUGCUGAUUGCCAAUCGAGGAGAGAUUGCGUGUCGUGUGAUGCGCACGGCCAAGAAGAUGGGCGUCCGCUCUGUGGCUGUGUACAGUGAUGCAGACAGACACUCCAUGCAUGUGGCCAUGGCAGAUGAAGCCUACCACAUCGGCCCCCCACCCUCCCAGCAGAGUUACCUCUCUAUGGAGAAAGUUUUGGAAGUGGCCAAGAAGUCUGGAUCACAUGCGGUCCACCCUGGUUAUGGCUUUCUGUCAGAAAACACAGAGUUUGCGGAGGCGUGUAAACAGGAAGGGAUCAUCUUCAUUGGGCCACCUUCCUCUGCCAUCCGAGACAUGGGCAUUAAAAGCACAUCCAAACACAUCAUGUCAGCUGCUGGGGUGCCAAUCAUUGGUGGUUACCAUGGAGAGGACCAAUCAAAUGAGAGGCUGCAAGCAGAGGCCACCCAGAUAGGAUACCCUGUGAUGAUUAAGGCAGUCCGUGGAGGAGGAGGGAAGGGGAUGCGUAUUGCACGGUCAGACUCAGACUUCUUGGAGCAGUUGGAGUCGGCGAGACGAGAAGCCAGAAAAUCCUUUAACGAUGAUGUCAUGCUGGUUGAGAAGUUUGUAGAGGAUCCCAGACAUGUGGAGGUUCAGGUGUUCGGGGACAUGCACGGUAACGCUGUCUAUCUGUUUGAGAGAGACUGCAGCGUCCAGAGGAGACAUCAGAAGAUCAUAGAGGAAGCACCAGGGCCUGGUAUUAGUCCAGAGGUUCGGAGGAAACUUGGAGAGGCAGCAGUUAAAGCAGCCAAGGCUGUCAACUAUGUAGGGGCAGGUACGGUGGAGUUUAUAAUGGACGCCCAGCAUAACUUUUACUUCAUGGAGAUGAACACCAGGCUGCAGGUGGAACAUCCUGUCUCUGAGAUGAUCACUGGGACUGACCUGGUGGAGUGGCAGCUCAGGGUGGCAGCAGGGGAGCGCCUGCCUCUUCUCCAGGAUGACAUCAUUUUAAGGGGACACUCUUUUGAGGCUCGUAUCUACGCCGAGGACCCAAACAACGACUUCCUUCCAGGGGCGGGGCCUCUGCUGCAUCUCUCCACCCCUCCACCAGACCAACACACACGCAUAGAGACUGGAGUCAGGGAUGGGGACGAGGUGUCGGCACAUUAUGACCCAAUGAUCGCCAAGCUUGUGGUGUGGGGAGAAGACCGAUCUGCUGCUUUAAAGAAGCUGCGGUACUGCUUACGGCAGUACAAUAUUGUGGGACUGAACACUAACAUUGACUUUUUGCUGAGUCUUUCGGGCCACCCGGAGUUUGAGGCUGGAAAUGUGACCACCAGCUUCAUCCCUCAGCACUACGCUGACCUCUUCCCCACUCCGAGAACUCCUUCUGGGGAAAUGAUCUGCCAGGCGGCCCUGGGCCUGGUGCUGCAGGAGAGGAGACGCACACAGGAGUUCACACAGACCUCCACUGACCCCUUCUCCCCAUUUGGCUCCAGCAGCGGCUGGAGAAGCAACAUUCAGUUCAACAGAAACAUGACACUACAGCUGGGAGACAAAAAAGUUGAUGUGGUCGUCGUGUACAACAAAGACGGAAGCUACACAAUGCAGAUUGGUGAGGAGGUGUACCAUGUGACUGGGGAGGUGGAGAUGGAAGGUGGAGCGUCAUUCCUGCACUGUUCUGUCAAUGGCGUGAAGUCUCGUCCCAAACUGGUGAUCCUGGACAACACAGUGCACCUGUUCUCCACGGAGGGAAGCUGUGAAGUGUCUGUUCCAGUGCCCAAGUAUCUGGCUGGUGUGAGCAGCUCUGGGGCUCAGGGUGGAGCUGUGGCCCCCAUGACUGGAACCAUAGAGAAGGUGCUAGUGAAGGCUGGAGACAAAGUGGCUGUAGGAGACCCGCUGAUGGUCAUGAUUGCAAUGAAGAUGGAGGUGAGCAUACGAUUCGGGCGCCCAAGUCAGGUGUGAUCAAGAAGGUUUUCUUCAGCGAGGGCUCUCAGGCCAAUCGCCACGCUCCUCUGGUUGAACUGGAAGAGGAGGCGGAGGAUGGGGAGGGGAGCAGCCAGUAAACAAACUCACACACACAACCACACCCACAAAUACACACUUGACAGGUAGGAGAGAGCCGGAACUAGUUACUGUGACAACUGGAGGGAAAGUGAGUCAAUCUGAAUGGGGUUGGUGUCCAGCACUUGAUUAAUAUUUCUUAAAGUCAGGGCCUGAAUCAUCAGUUGGGCUGAUUUUGGUUCAGUCUGGAAUGGAUGACAAAAACCCAACAUGCAUUUAGGAAGGUCAAAAACAGUUACAGUGACCUGAAAUGUUCCUGAGUUUGACUUGUGUGACAGCAGUGAAAAGGCUCAUACUGUGGGUAAACACCACAAAAAUCACUAAUGUACAGUUGCCUUUUACACAUCAGGAUAUUACCUUUAUGUUGACUUUUGUGUGUUUCUGCUUUUCUUGUUGUGUGUUUAUAUGUUUGCAGUAAUCAGUGAAUCUCUGACAACUUCUGUGUUUGCAAUUUUUUUUUUUUCUGGGUUGGUUUCUGUCAGCGGUGUGGUGUUCGUUAAAGAUUUGGGUAUUCUCUUGUUCAGUACAGUUUAAUGCACUUACGUACGGAUGAGGUUGACAGUUGAGUGUCCUCUCCAUGCACACACUGUCUAUUUCUUCUACUUCUUCAACUAAAUAGUUGUUUGUAAGCAUAUCUGAGGCAGAAGAUAAUAAGUAGGUGGAAUGGCAAGUGAGAAAUCAGACAAAAUACUUGCAGAAUUAUGCCAUUGGGCUAUAGGAAUAGUUACUGAUGGGGACUUCACAUUUACAUGACCUUAAAAUAUAUACUGAGUGAAUACCAAGCUUAAAGCAACUCAACAGUUUUUCAUAGUCAUUAAGAAUUGACACAUUGAAGCUACAUGGCUUUUACUGGACAGUGAUUUUAAGAGCUGUAAACUUUCUUUUGGUGUCAAAAAUAUUUUGUAUUGGGGUUUGUUGUUGUUUGUCAUCAUUUACCCCUGAAGUGUGUUUGCAGAGGUCUGCUGUGAGCAGAUAUUGUAACAUGGCACUGAGGAGAAAGGCCUUCAAAAUUGGGAGGCAGAAAAACACUUGAGAAUUAUCAAAUGAUUCCCAACUUUUGCGACCAGCUUUGGCUCUGAUUUGAUAACCCUUAAAAGAUGAAAUGUCGGUCACAGAGGGCUUUAAACAGACAGAUGGUUUGUUUCUGUGUAAAUCCGUCAUCAGUCCAAAUGAUUUUACCUCGCAUAUGUCAUGUGAACUUGACCUGAUUCUGCUGAUCACUCUCUUCUGACUAACUGGUGUGUUAUGAGGCCUUUGUAGACUAAAACUGACAAACACUUGUGUUAAUUUUGUAGAUGUAUGACAGAUGAUUUUUGAAAAAUGAUAUUGGACUGGUGAGAUACUGUAAUAAAAAUAUUUCUAAAGUA
Messenger RNA from Siniperca chuatsi (mandarin fish), 3770 nucleotides. It is a transcript of the gene mccc1, whose product is annotated as methylcrotonyl-CoA carboxylase subunit. Gene Ontology annotation, molecular function: ATP binding; metal ion binding; methylcrotonoyl-CoA carboxylase activity. The record is from RefSeq and is a predicted model, not a curated record. Gene Ontology annotation, cellular component: mitochondrion. The coding region runs from base 253 to 2304 and encodes 683 amino acids. The transcript has 19 exons. Lineage: Eukaryota; Metazoa; Chordata; Actinopteri; Centrarchiformes; Sinipercidae.